Molecule: messenger RNA, 1182 nt
Organism: Prorocentrum cordatum
Lineage: Eukaryota; Dinophyceae; Prorocentrales; Prorocentraceae
Source: the annotation of a GenBank genome assembly
AUGGUUCGCGACAGCCUGCUCAAGAAAACGCUGCGCACCGCAGAUCUGCCAAGCAGCUGGCGCGCCCUGCCUCCCAGCGCGGAGCUGGUGCCAGCCAUGGACGUGCACAUGGCAACUCUCACUGCCGCGGAGCUCAAGGACCCCGAGUGGAACGCGUACAACCACACGGGGUCAACCAGCACGGCUCCUUUGUACGUGAGGAGCAUCGAGGGCGAGAAAGUAUGUUUGGAGUGCGCUGACAAAACGGGCCGGGCUCAGACACACAUGCUGAAUCAGUGCCCGCAGCACGCUCGAGAUAGCACGGCGCUGUUGCUCGAGUUCCUGCACUCCCCUUGCGCAUUGCGCAUAAUUGCCGAUCAUGUGAACACCAUCGCCGGAGCCAAGGGAGUGGUGGCGAAGCUCAACGUGGUCCUCCAGCAACACCCCGGGCACCCAGCCGACCUGAUUGGCGACAGUUUCAAUCCUUGGAAGCUACAGAAGAAUAGACUCGCCGAGCUCCACGCAGCGAAAGCCGCGCGAGAGCUCAGAAAAAUUGCCGCCAACAGCAGAUGCUUCCUGAGCGCGCUCACGGAGCUCGGCCACAAAGGCGGCAUGGUACAGGCCCUGUUCGCGGCGUCCGCCGAAGAGAUGGAAGGGGUGCUCGCGGCGUCUCCUGGGUGGAGAAGCUUCAGAGUGAAGAAUGCGUUGCGCAUUCGACAGCCCUCGUCGCGGUGCCCGGAUCACGGGCGGCACAAGAAAACUCCCGCGGUCGUGCUCGCAGGCAGCGGGCCGCGCCGCGUGGUGUCCCAGCGAUUGGGCACCACGGUGUGGGCAACCGGGAAACGCGGACGACCGGUUCGCAAGGUUGCCGUGCUUCACGCCCAGAACGCCGCCGCCAUCCAGCUGUGGACCGUCCUGAUCCGGCAAGCUGGAGCCGCGCGCGUGAAGGCUUUCCAGGAGCACAAAGCCGCGACUCUUGCUAAGUUCAACCACGACGUGGCGCGGCGGGUGUACUCAUUCUGUGAGCAGGCCACCCUCGCGGAUUACGGCGCGCAGUUCGCCUUUUGCGAAGAGUCGCAAUUGCUGGCUCGGCUCGGGGGCGCUGCAGCAGAAGAGGGCGCAGAGGCUGGGAGUGACUGGGAGAACGUGGCAGCCGGCGACGAGCACGAGGUCGACGAUGCCGCUGCUGCUGGCGGCGCCUGA